Anoplopoma fimbria (sablefish) is the source of this 3140-nucleotide messenger RNA. It is a transcript of the gene shmt2, whose product is annotated as serine hydroxymethyltransferase 2 (mitochondrial). Gene Ontology annotation, cellular component: cytoplasm; cytosol; BRISC complex. Lineage: Eukaryota; Metazoa; Chordata; Actinopteri; Perciformes; Anoplopomatidae. Bases 112 to 1617 code for a protein of 501 amino acids. Gene Ontology annotation, molecular function: serine binding; mRNA regulatory element binding translation repressor activity; cobalt ion binding. Gene Ontology annotation, biological process: L-serine catabolic process; regulation of oxidative phosphorylation; folic acid metabolic process. The transcript has 12 exons. The record is from RefSeq and is a predicted model, not a curated record.
GUUAAACGUAACUACACGUUGCCAUCAACUUCGAGCAGCCCUUUCGGAGCCCGUCAGCUGUGUGUCUAACCGGCUGAGCUGCUUCUUCCUCCGGACUGAGACCUGCAAACCAUGCUGUCCUUCGCCCUGAGACGAGUCGCGCGGCCACUGUGCCAGCGAACCCCGGUCCGUCUCAGUGUACGCGGCCAGCAGUCCCACGCCGCCACCCGUACCGUGGAUGAAGAUCGUCCAUGGACGGGCCAGGAAAGCCUGGCUGAGGACGACCCCGAGAUGUGGGAUCUUAUGCUGAAGGAGAAGGACAGGCAGUGCCGCGGACUGGAGCUCAUUGCAUCUGAGAAUUUCUGCAGUCGAGCAGCUCUGGAAGCUCAGGGCUCCUGUCUGAACAACAAAUACUCUGAAGGCUACCCGGGGAGAAGAUACUACGGUGGAGCAGAAGUGGUCGAUCAAAUUGAGCUCCUGUGUCAGAAACGAGCCUUGGAGUCCUUCGACCUGGACCCGGCUCUGUGGGGCGUCAACGUCCAGCCGUACUCCGGCUCCCCCGCUAACUUCGCCGUCUACACGGCCGUGCUCAAACCCCAUGACCGCAUCAUGGGCCUGGACCUGCCCGACGGAGGACAUCUGACCCACGGCUACAUGUCCGACGUGAAGAGGAUCUCCGCAACCUCAAUCUAUUUUGAGUCCAUGCCUUACAAGCUCAAUACUACAACAGGACUCAUAGACUACGACCAGAUGGACAUGACGGCCAAGCUGUUCAGGCCCAGGCUCAUCAUCGCUGGCACCAGCGCCUAUGCCCGCCUCAUUGACUACGCCCGCAUCAAGAAGCUGUGUACUGACAUUAAAGCCUACAUGCUGGCUGACAUGGCCCAUAUUAGUGGCCUGGUGGCAGCCAAAGCCAUCCCCUCUCCCUUUGAUCAUGCUGACCUGGUCACUUCCACCACACACAAGUCCCUCCGAGGAGUCAGGGCUGGCCUCAUCUUCUAUCGUAAAGGUGUUCGCUCGGUGGACAAGAAGGGGAAGGAGAUCAUGUUCGACCUCGAGGACAAGGUCAACUUCUCUGUGUUCCCCUCGCUGCAGGGUGGACCACAUAAUCACGCCAUCGCUGGUGUGGCUGUGGCACUCAGACAGACACAGUCUCCCAUGUUCAAGGAGUAUAUCUCCCAGGUAUUAAGGAACGCCAAGUCUAUGGCUACAGCUCUCCUCAGCAAAGGCUACACCCUGGUAUCAGACGGGACGGACAACCACCUGGUCCUGGUUGACCUGCGGCCUAAGGGCAUUGACGGGGCUCGGGCCGAGAGGGUGCUGGAGCUUGCCUCCAUCACCGCCAAUAAGAACACCUGCCCCGGGGACAAGAGCGCCCUGACUCCUGGUGGCCUCAGGCUAGGUGCUCCAGCUCUGACAUCCAGACAGUUCAAAGAAUCUGACUUUGUGCAAGUUGUCGAGUUCAUGGACGAAGGUUUCAAGAUUGCUUUGGACGUCAAGAAAAAGACCGGAAAGCUCCAGGACUUCAAGAACUUCCUUCUUCAGGACCCAGAGACCGUGGCUCGCAUCGCCAACCUGCGCCAACACGUUGAAGCUUUUGCCAGGCCCUUUCCCAUGCCAGGCUUCCACGACCAUUAAACACAACAAUAUGGAGUUUGUGGGCCCAUAACAGCCAGGUGGCCAUCAAGGAGAUGGAAAAUUGUGAAAUGUGGUUGUUGCCAGUGAAACAGGGUGACUCCCUUUUUUUUUUUUUUUUCAAUCAGUUCUAGGAAACCACAUAUUUUUUUAUACCUCUUUGCAGUAAUCCAACAAUCAGUUAAUGUAAAAACUUGGCCUCCAGUUUGAGGUAAAAAAAAAAUAAAAAAUUGUAGAGCAGGAACAUAUUUUAGAGAUCUUUCUCAGUUGUCGUCACACAAUUUCUUUAAUGUGGGGGUGUGGAAAUAAAAAAUCAAACAUGUCAAAUCAAACAACAACCAACAGCUCUUAGUGUCACAGACUCUGUGACUUGAUUGGUAUAUAAUUAGUUUUUUCUAAUGAGAUACACUGAGAGGUCUUAAUGCUGUAAAGAGUCUUAAUUAAUGUCACUAAUGUAUUAAUUAUAUUCACAAGAAGAUGUGUGCAUGAUAGCUUUCUUUUUUUGUUUAUUAAACCAGGUACACAAGGGGACUUUAUGAGGUUAAAAGGUGUUCUGCCAAACAAUGUUGCUCUGGCUUUUAAAUGUAUGUGGGUGACAUUUUUUGAAGAUCAGAAAUGAACCUGUGAUGUUUUCAAAAAUGAUUUAUAACAGUUAGACCUCUUACUAAAUAGAGAUUUGGGCAUCUAGUCUCUAAAGCCAGAUUACUUUUAACCAAAUCCAAUAUUAUAAGCUUAUUUUCUUUUGACGCUGUUGCUAUUGAAAUGUCCUUUUUCUUCCAGCAUAUCAUUGAUGUCAGAUUUGAAUUGCUAUAUAUUUUGUUAUGAUAGAUGAAUAACCAAAUGGGAUAAUAAUAGAAUUGUCAUCCUUUUGUUAUUUUAUACUUUCUGUUAAGUGCGUUUACAAAGUAUCUAUACUUUUUAAUGUGUUAUUUUAAAAGGAUUAACGAUGUAACAGCAUCAUCAUUUCACAUAUAUCUUAAUGUUUACAAUACCAGCUGAUUUGUUGUACUAGAAGAAAGAUUAUUUAUAGUGCAGUCUGCCUGUUAUUUCACAAUGGUUUUCAAUGAUGGAAAUUGUGAAGCAUGGAAAAUGUGAAGCAGCUUGAUUUGAAAAAAAAAAAUGUGUAUCUGGCUCACAGAAUGGUAGUGUUGUCAUUAUCACUGCAUCAGUGAGGAAGCAAGAAUUCUGUUUUGAAAAUGUUUUUACAGCACAAUGGAGAACAAGGCUUUAGAAAUGAAUGGUGUGGUUACUUUCUUACUUUGCACAAAAAACAGCUUCUAAAGUGAACCAAAUCAUAUGAAUUAUCCACAUCACAAUUUUUUGACAGCCAACAUACUAUAAACAUUACCAAACCAUACCAAGUAGUAUUUUACUAUGUUCAUACAUCUGUUUAUCAUCUCUGUCAUGUUGCCAGCCUUUUUACUGUACAUCAACACAGUUUGUACUAACUUUCUUUUACAUAACAUUUGAAUAAAAUGUAAUUGGAUAUAGCUGAGUAUUAAUAAAAACCCAAUAAUGCAUACAUA